AUGACGCGCUCCAAGACUUUUCAGGCAUACCUGCCGAGCUGCCACCGAACCUACAGCUGCAUUCACUGCCGAGCUCACCUGGCCAACCAUGAUGAGCUCAUCUCAAAGGUACCAAGCAGCAACAAGGACACUUUGCUCGUCCAACUUGACUCAUCUUACUAUUACUAUUGAAUUUCCCUUUGAGAUCAAUAAAGGUUAUCUUAUCUUAUAUCUUAUCUUAUCAGGUGUUGCCCCUAGAAACCGUUAGCGCAGUGACUGAAAAGUAGAGUUAGAUAGAUAGAUAGAUAGAUAGAUAGAUAGAUAGAUAGAUAGAUAGAUAGAUAGAUAGAUAGAUAGAUAGAUCUUUUUUUGAAAUCAAUAAAACUUUCAUGUUUUAUUUAUCUUUGUUGUUUACUCCAAAGACAAGUCACUCACAGUGAAGAAGAAGAAGAACUUUAUUAAUCCCCAAAGGGAAAUUCAAUUGUCUGUUGUCUCUCAUAAUAUGUCUCCAAAAGUUAUCUACUAUUUACACAAGACUUAUAAAGUCUGAUGGCUGUUGGUAUGAAAGAUCUUCAGUGUGGGUUUGCUCUUGUUCAAUUCAUAAAACAGUAAAUACUACUGAGUUAACAAUGGUUUACUCCACCAAAAAAAAGCAAAGAUUGAAGAUUGGAUAAGGAAUUACACGAAUAAACAACAGGCUGAACACCUGUGUUUUUGUCAUUCGCCACCACACUAUUGCCUGUGGAUGGAUUAUGUUUUAAGCUGGUUUAUGAAUUGGAUUAUGAAUGCACUAUCACUUUUUUCCUCUUGGGGGUUAUGAAAACACUGCUCACCUGUGCACAAAUGCCUUCAGCUGGUUGUAACAGCUGCGCUGCAUGAAUCUGCGUUAUGUGUCUCUUAGCAGUAGCAGCUUUAGUGUUGUUACAAUAAAGGCAUGCAUUGCUAGCUGAGCAGCAAGCUUUGCCUCUGUCUUUAGUAAUCUCACCAGUUUCAUACGGGCUGUAACCUGGCAGGCUCAUUAAAGUACAUGUUAAGAUGGAUUUAGUCAACCCUUUUUUAAAUGAGAGACUCCAGUGAAGUGAAGGCUUGUGUUGAAUCAACGGGGGCACUUUAUGAGGAAACUAAAAGGCUCUUAGUGUUUGACUGAGCUUUAUGGCUUUCAGGCAUGCUUGCAUCAUUUUAUAGAGUCGUUACACUGUUGAAGAGGAUUCUUGUUUCAGCUUUUUCACAUUUACCUCUGCAGUCGUUCCAGGGCAGCCAAGGCAGAGCCUACCUGUUCAACUCAGUGUGAGUAUCCCUCUAAAAAAAAGAUUUCAUCACACUUGGUCUCGGCAAUUGAUGUUAUGUGUGAGGACAAAAUGUGUUGCAUGCAAGAGUCAGAAAAGAAAUAAAUGAGCGUGCAUGCCCAGGCUUUUGUUUUCGAAGGCCUUGUGCAGCCUGUGCCUCGGAGCACUGUCAUUAUCAGCUGAAUUGAGUGUGAAAAUUAGGCUGUUGUAAUCUAUGCCCCCCUCUGUAAGAGUGGGUGUGAGGCUGUGACUCACUAUAAACAAAUCAUCCAGUACAGGCAACUUGAGCCGCUCGCACAUAACUGAUUUUUAACUUCUUUCUCCCUUCCUCUCUACUUAUCCUCCUCUCAGGGUGAACGUCGGGUGUGGCCCUGCAGAGGAGAGAGUACUGCUCACAGGCCUGCAUGCUGUAGCAGAUAUCUACUGUGAGAACUGCAAGACAACUCUGGGCUGGAAAUAUGUAAGUGUCCUAGACUAAUUGACGCACAGUAUUUCAAAACCCAAAUCCAAGGUUAGGAGAAGAUAAACCUGGGGGUUGUUUUUAUAGCACCCCCUAAUUUUAUUUGCACCCUAAUUAUAGUUGGAUCGCUUCUCCCCUCAGGGUCAAUGCAGUGGUACGGCUGUGGGAUGAAUUAUUAAUGCAGAAGACUUUUUUCUUAGCAGAUGGAAAUAUCAAGCAGCUGUCUUUGUUGCUUGCAGUGACUCAUGAGUUCAUUGCAUUAUAGGAAUUUUAAAAAAAAGUAUAUUUUUCACUCUUGAGAGCCAAUAUUGUGGUCAAGGAUGUGGUGGAACAUGUCAAAAUACACGUGCAGGAUGUGUUUGGGGGUAUUUUAAGGUUCUAUGUCAGGGUGAGCGGAACAGGAUCAACACUUGUUAGCUGCCUCCAUAUAUCAAACGAGCUGAGCAUGUGCAGCUGUCACCGGUGAACCUUGUCAGUGUCGAGGUGAGAGUUUACACUAUACAGCACGUGACUGUAUCCUUUAGGGGCAAACACAUACACACAUGCAAGCACAGUGCCCUUGUUGUUUGACUCCUGAGAAGGCCCAUUGACCAGCACUCUUUACCUAACCUCUAACUUCACCCCGAAAGUCCGGCCCCAAACCGGACUCUUUAAUCUUUCAGUCUAAAAAUACCUAUUUUUCCCUGUGAUGCCCAGUGAACACCUGGUCAACCAGCUGUAAAUGUGGACACUUUUCUGGGUAGUCUCUAUUCCUGUCAGGAACUCAAAGAGGUCAUCUACAAGCGCACACAGACACUAGAUAGGACUUAAUGGAGGCCUGCCAUUAAUAUCAGCUGCAGCAGUAUUGAUUUUCUGCAGCCAUCAAAGUUCCAUUGAGAGGCUUGACCUACUGCACUUCUAAACUGAGAAAUCUGAUAACGCUCCCCCUGCAGCUCUGAACCAAAAUAGACAAAGACAAAACAAGGUUCAGACACCCCACAGUCGAAGAACAUUUGUGUCAGCCUACUUACUGUGACACCGUUUUCUAGAGCGAGUGGGUGGUUUGGAGCAAGUACUUAAGGUUGCUAAUGGACUUGGAUGGGAAGAAGAAGUUGUUGUUUUGUGUCAUUUUUACUACAUUGACUGUAAUGAUUUAACAUCUACAUUUACAAAACAAACAUCCUUGACUCAGGGACUGGGUAAGCUGAUUGUUGCUCUUGUUGUUAUGAGGACCAGAAGUACCCAAAUUUGGGAAAAAGGGAUUUGGAACUGGAACACUUUUAGAUAGGAUUAGUCUCAGCAGUCACAUGAUGUGAAACAUAACUGAACUAAAUUGACAUCAACUCUUAAAAAAAUCAAAAUAAGGACAAUUAGCUUUUGAGAAGAUUCAUUCUGGAGAAUCAGGACUUCAAGGAUUCAAGGAACUUUAUUUGUCAUACGCCACGCUUCUGACAGUCUGUGGUACGAAAUUAGUACCCAGAUCUGUUUCCAAGCCAAGAAUGAAAUACAAUACAAUAAAUAAAAUACAAUACAAUAGAUAAAAUACAAAACAAUAACAAAAAGCAAAAUGUAAACAAAUUUAAGUAAGGCUUAAAUUAGCCCUGUUGCACUAAAAUUCCAGAUGAAAGCAGCAACUUGUUUUAUAAAGUGAUGUAGUGCAGGUUCAGUCAAUGGGUGGGGGUGGGGGUGGGGGGGGUGGGGGGGGGGGUAGAGGGAGAGGGUGUGUAUAUCAGAGGUAAGGAGCGUGUGUGUGUGUGUGUGUGUGCGUGUCACUAGACUUGGGGUCUAGUGAGCUAAAUUCUAAUAUAAACAUUUUAAAAUGAUCUCAAUAACAUUGUUUAUUUAUGGAUUCAUCUCAUGUAAACCUGAUAUUCAUUAUGUCUCUGUUGUGUCGUGGUGUGUGUGCCAGGGGUGGGAAUCACUAGUGGCCCCAUGACACGAUAUUAUCACGAUACUUGGGCCACGAUACGAUAUUAUAGCGGUUUUUAACAUUUUGCAAUACAGUAAGUAUUGUGAUACAAUAUAUUGCAAUUCAAAUUUUUCAACUGUUUAGCUAAUUUAGUGUUUGUCUUUCCUUUAUGUUUGUCUUUUUAACAUGGUAUUUUAUUUUUAUGUUGCACAUGACAAACAGUUGAUUUUAUUUGUCUAUUAUCAUAGAUUUGACUUCAUAUUAACAAUUCAUUUGAAAAAAUCGAUACUUGGUAAAUGAGACGAUACGAUAUAUCACCAGACAAAAUAUCGCGAUACUAUGCUGUAUUGAUUUUUUCUCCCACCCCUUGUGUGUGCAUGCUAACAUGGUUAAUAUGUGCUCUAAGGAGAUCACAGCUUGCAUAGCAGCAACUUUGCAUUAACUUGUGAUGUAAACUUUGAGCUUUUAGUUUCCUGUUCCUAAUACUUGCUGAAAAAUAAGCUCAGCUGAUUCCAGUUAUGGUCUUGAUUUCCAUGUGUUUUACAUGUUGAAGUCAUCCAUUGGCUUUAUAUUAAAUAAACUCUGCACCUCAAAGCUCCCUCCAUUAUGAAGCAAAGAGCUAAAAGGCUGAGAGCUGGCAGAUCAUGCUGGUGAAGCCAGGAGUAAAUAUGGUUGGUGGAAACCCCCUUCCACUAAUCAAAACACAUAUCUAACUAGCUCUCAGAUCCCUCUGGUACCAUUCACAGCAGAACAGGUUUGAGUUUCUGUUUGCUGGGAUUUCUUUAAGACUUAUUCUGACUUUCUGGUGGAACUUGGAUAAAACACCUCAUACAUGUUGCAGCCUGCUAAAUUAGAUCACGCAAAUCUUCGAUGGCUGAAGUGAGGCUCAGAUCGGUGGCUUUUUGCUUUUCUUUGUUUUCUUUGUGGACAGUGAUAGAUUUCACUAGACCCCAACUAUGUCAGAUUUAGUGAACAGCUGUAGCGAGGCUCAGACCUGUGCCUUUUUGCUCUUUUUGUUUUGUUUUCUUUGUGGACAGUGACAGAUUUCUUUCUGCAUAAGGUAUGACUAUCCGGUCCUGUCAGAGUUUUGGUUCUGCAGGCUCCUCUGCAGUGCUCACUGACUGACUGUUAUAUAACCAGCUUUCAGUGAGCCAGUAGCACAGACAGACAAUGAGUGAGCCAAAGAUUUGAAAACACAGCUAAAAAAGACUACCAAAAGCUGUUUUUUUUUUCCUGCCUCCUGCCAAAGUAACAAUCACAUUGUUGUUCUCUGUUUUUCUGUUGUUUGUAUUAAAUCCUGUCGCUCUGUCUCCCUUAUCUUCUGCCACUCCCUCCAGGAACAUGCCUUUGAGAGCAGUCAGAAGUACAAAGAGGGCAAGUUCAUCAUUGAGCUGGCCCACAUGAUCAAGGACAACGGCUGGGACUGA
Molecule: messenger RNA, 5040 nt
Organism: Xyrichtys novacula (pearly razorfish)
Lineage: Eukaryota; Metazoa; Chordata; Actinopteri; Labriformes; Labridae
Source: the annotation of a GenBank genome assembly